AUGGCUCUUGAUGAGUAUGUCAAGACAAGUAAGAAGGGAAAGAAAAGAAAUCCCAAAGCAUCUCGCAGGGGAGGGCGCGUUACGACUGCACGAAUGGGAACUACUUUUAGUAAUAUUGAUGAGCAAUGGUCCCAUGAUCUUUUCGAGGAUUCUCGGUUUAAAGAGGGUCGCCAGAACGUUCGUCGAACAUUAAAUUCAAACAGUAAUGCAAAAUUGACCGUUGAAAACUUAUUUUAUGAAGUGACUGAAGAUGACCUUGAAGAACUGUUUUCUGAAUGUGGUCCUGUUAAGAAAGUUAUUUUGCAUUAUGAUCGUGCUGGACGAAGUACAGGUAACGCAGAAGUUACGUUUGAGGAUCCAAAGGAUGCUGAAGCAGCACUUAGAAAAUAUAAUGGGCAGACUCUUGAUG
Molecule: messenger RNA, 409 nt
Organism: Racocetra fulgida
Lineage: Eukaryota; Fungi; Glomeromycota; Glomeromycetes; Diversisporales; Gigasporaceae
Source: the annotation of a GenBank genome assembly